Nylanderia fulva is the source of this 1526-nucleotide messenger RNA. RefSeq names its product oxaloacetate tautomerase FAHD2B, mitochondrial-like. The record is from RefSeq and is a predicted model, not a curated record. NCBI's taxonomy places the organism in Eukaryota, Metazoa, Arthropoda, Insecta, Hymenoptera, Formicidae. Gene Ontology annotation, molecular function: catalytic activity.
GCCUGUUAGUCGCGAUUUGUCCUUCGCGAGGUGCGUAUCUUGUUGAAACCAUUGUGAUCGUAUGACUUUUUGCUCGUCUUUCGUUAUCAGGUGACUGCGUAUUUUUACUCCAAGCGGCGAUAACGCGAUAAUAAAUAAAGAUGACUUAUCGCGGAAAGCUGCGACUGCUCGGCAGAACGUGUCUGGCAUUCAGCAAUUCGUGCGGGAAGAAAACCCAGGAUAACCUGAAUCUCGCAAUCGUCGUCGCCAGCAGCAGAAAUUUCUCCACGAGUCGCGCGCUCGAUAUGAGGUUCGUUCAAUUCACAAACAAAAACGGGGGCCCCCAGCAUCUCGGGGUCCAGCUGAAACAGGGAGGCGACAUCAUCGCCGUGUCAGCGGUCGACUCCAGGAUCCCGAACUCGCUAAAAAAAUUUCUCGAGGGCGGCGACGACCUUCUCAAGAAGGCUAAAAGGGAAGACGAUAUCGACCUAAGGAAGACAGUAGAAAGAAUAGUCGCCGAGGGACGGAGCAUCACACCCGAGAAUGACGUGAACUUCUUGGCGCCAGUUACACGAAUGGACAAACUCGCCUGCAUCGGUCUCAACUAUAGCGGUCAUUGUAAAGAGCAGGGUGUACCGACUCCGGAGAGUCCGAUAAUCUUUAGCAAAUUUCCCAGCAACAUCAUCGGGCCACGCGAUAACAUCCUGCUGCCGCAGAUCUCGGAUAAAGUCGAUUGGGAGGCCGAGUUGGCGAUAGUGAUCGGCAAGAGAGGUAAGUGCCUCAGCAAUGAGAACGUCGAGGAUUGUAUCUUCGGUUAUACAAUAGCCCAGGAUAUAACAGCGCGUGAUUGGCAAAAGUCAAACCGAAAUGGCGGUCAAUUUCUGCUCGGCAAAGCGAUGGACACGUUCUGUCCACUGGGUCCGGCGGUCAUUACCAAAGAGGCGAUAUGUGAUAUCAAUAAUCUAUCUGUGAGGACAUGGGUGAAUGGUGAAUUGAAGCAGGACGGCAACACUAGCGAACUUAUCUUCAAGCCCCACGAAAUCGUCAUUUAUCUUUCGCAAUUUAUGACACUGUUACCAGGCGAUGUAAUCCUUACCGGCACACCGGCCGGUGUAGGAUUCACACGUAAGCCACCAGAAUAUCUACAGCGUGGCGACGUUUUGGAAACCGAGAUCGAGAGUCUGGGACGUUUGAGAAACAAAGUAAUCUGAUCUACGAAACCGAGUAUGCCUUUGGAAAGCGAUAUUAGAACUUCUUGAUUUUCACAAGACUGGAUGUUCUUUCGGGUAUCGAUAUCCGCGAUGACGUUGGAUCAUCUCAAAAGCUGUGUCUGAUCCGGAUCAGAUAUAUAUAUAUAUAUAUAUAUACAUACUCGAACGUCAACGAUUUCAACGCGAUUGCAAAUGUUUAUGCCAGAGAUAACAGUAUCGCCAUUCUUCGCUCAGGGCACAAACACGCCUAGCAAUAUUGAUAACACGGCAACGCUAAUUUUCUAUGUGUCACACAUAUUUUACGUACUUAUAUAAUUAAAAUUAGAUUGUUUCUAC